Histoplasma mississippiense is the source of this 1125-nucleotide messenger RNA. RefSeq lists its product as hypothetical. Lineage: Eukaryota; Fungi; Ascomycota; Eurotiomycetes; Onygenales; Ajellomycetaceae. Gene Ontology annotation, biological process: protein phosphorylation. The transcript is spliced from 5 exons. The record is from RefSeq and is a predicted model, not a curated record. Gene Ontology annotation, molecular function: protein kinase activity; ATP binding. Bases 1 to 1125 code for a protein of 374 amino acids.
AUGAAGGAGUUGGCAUCUCAUCACUUUUGUCUGAAACAUACGGUGCACAUGCUUGAUGACUUCGAUCUUGAGGGCCCAAAUGGAUCUCAUAAAUGCCUAGUUUAUGAGCUUCUGGGGCCUAAUAUUCCGGACACAAUUGAUGCACACUUUCCUGAUGGGAGACUCCCUGGGAAGCUCGCCAAAGUCAUUGCGAAGCAGAGUCUUAUUGGGCUUGAUAGCUUGCACCGACAGAAUAUUGGACAUGGAGAUCUGCAUACCCGCAAUUUGGCCUUCACUAUGCCUUACAUGGACAAUGUAACCGAAGAGGGGUUUACUGAGAUGCUUGGAAAACCAGAAAUUGGCUAUGUCCGAAGGAGCGAUGGGAAAGACCUGGCGCCUGGCAUACCUGAAUAUAUCGUUAAGCCUACCUCAUAUCGGACGCAUUCUUGGAAUUCGGCCCAGUCAAUCAAAAUAAUCGACUUCGGGGAAUCAUUUUUACCCACUGCAAUUCCUCAAACACUACACACACCUCUAGCUCUUCGGGCACCUGAAGUGAUAUUUCAAGAUCGCAUUGAUUAUCGUGUUGACUUGUGGAGCAUGGGAUGCAUGCUCUUUGAACUUUUCACGGGGCAGCCGCCUUUCGACACCUUCUUGAUAACGCCAACAAUUCUUGUUGGCCAAAUGCGAGAGAUGGCAAGCGAUGACCUACCUGAAAGAUGGCAAGGGAUAUGGGAUACAAUGAACGCAGGGGACGGCAGAGCCACAGAAAACACCGGGCCCAGCUUGCAGAAAUGGCUGGAAGAAGUGUACUUUGAAGGGCUGGAGAGUCCCGAUCUCACAAGAGAGGACAUACAACUUUCUGAAACCUCUUUGAUUUGGGGUUCAGAAGAAGAAGCAAUCGAUCUGUUGCUUCCAGCUCGGGGCCGCCGCUUGUACAAAGCCAUAAAAGGGACAGAAGUAAGAGCCACCUACGCCGCCCUUGCAGGUCGAUUCAACGCAAUCUAUGUCGUUCAGGUGGUCGAUCAGACAAUUCCGGAAAUUCCAAAUUAUGAAUUAGAACGUGGAGUUGGCCCAACGGGUGAACCCAAACAUAUAAAUAUCCAGAACUGGAGCGAUAAUUUCAAUAGGGCUCCUCUCCAGAGCUAG